This is a messenger RNA of Tetranychus urticae (two-spotted spider mite), 1506 nucleotides long. RefSeq lists its product as uncharacterized. Lineage: Eukaryota; Metazoa; Arthropoda; Arachnida; Trombidiformes; Tetranychidae. The record is from RefSeq and is a predicted model, not a curated record.
GUCAAACUAUAAAAACUCACCCAACAUCAAACAAAACUCUCAUUUUAUAUCUGUUUUUUUUGUGCACAUUUACUAAGGUUUUGUAUCUUCAUCGGCCAUUUGGAUAUCAUUAACAAGUCACCAUGAUACGAAUUGCUACUUUCGCCGUUAUAUUUGUCACCGUUACCGGUCAAUUUCAAGGCCAAAACUUUCAAGCUGGUCAAUCUUUCCAACCCUCAACUACUCCAGCUCCAGUUCACCCUCCAGCCCAAGUACAUUAUGUAAAUAUUGGCCAAGAUCUCGCUGGUGAUUAUAAGUUCGGUUACGAUACUGGUAAAGGUCCUCUCGGUCAAUCAUUCAGAGAGGAAUCUCGUUUACCUGAUGGAACCGUAAAAGGUGCUUAUGGUUACGUUGAUGCCUCUGGUCAACAAAGGAUCGUACGUUACACCGCCGGUAAAGAUGGUUUUAAUAUAGAUGAGGAUACUCCAGCUGCCGCUGCUGCUGCUAAAGCCACUCCAGCACCCGUUCAACCUCAACGAGCUCCAGCUCCACAAUUCCAGAGUUUCCCACAAGCUCAACCAGUCAGAUUCCAACACCCAUCAGCCCCAGCUCAAGCUCCAACUGCUGCCCCAGCUUCCCAAGAUUUCAAUCCUGCCUUAAUCCGUCAACCCGCUCAACUUCAAAAUCUUCCUCAAAACAACGCUGCUCUUCAAUACAGACAAUAUCAACAACAAGCUCAAGCUCAAGCCCAAGCCCAGGCUCAAGCUCAAGCUCAAGCACAAGCACAGGCUCAAGCCCAAGCUCAAGCACAAGCUCAACAACAAGCCCAAGCUCAACAACAAGCCCAAGCUCAAUUACAAGCACAAGCACAGGCUCAACAACAAGCACAAUUACGUCAAGCACAAGCUCCAACUUACCAAUCUCGUCCCAUUACCCCAGCCCAAGCUCAAAUCGCUAACCAAUUAUCUGCAUCUAACCCACUUUCCGCCUUCCCACAACUUCCAGGAGUUCGUCUUAUCCAGAUAAAUCCUCGUCAAAAUGCUCAACAAUUACCUGCAUCAGACUCUGUUGCUUCAAAUAGUUUUGGCUCAAACAAUUUAGCCGCUACUAGUUUUGGUGCUUCUGGUUCAUUGACUUCAACACCAGCACCUGAGGAAUACACUGGUCCAGUUGUUAUCAACGCUGCUCUCCUCAACUACGAUAUUGGCAGCUCCAGACGAAACUAAUUUAAAUCUUUUUUAGAAACUUUCUUUUCCCUCUAAUGCUCACCAUUAAUCUCAUGAAAACAUUAGUUCAUUAGGUAUUUUGAAUUUUCGAUGUUCUUAUUUCAAAAACAAUAAAUAAGGAUAAUAAAUGAUAAGAGAGUUUCAAAAUCAUAUUUUGUGACUGUUAAUGAAAUAAGAUAAAUAUGCCGAAAGUGCCAAUAUCAAUGUUAGCAUUUUUGAGCCAACAUUGUACUUAAACUGUAUUUUUCUGUAACAUUAUAAUAAGAUGUGCCGGCAUUAAAUUUGUCAUUUAAAUUUCUAA